Molecule: messenger RNA, 574 nt
Organism: Telopea speciosissima
Lineage: Eukaryota; Viridiplantae; Streptophyta; Magnoliopsida; Proteales; Proteaceae
Product: non-specific lipid-transfer protein AP10-like
Exons: 2
Coding region: 66-422 (118 amino acids)
Biological process (GO): lipid transport
Cellular component (GO): membrane
Molecular function (GO): lipid binding
Source: RefSeq, a predicted model, not a curated record
UUCAAAGUUUCUUCAGAGUCUUAAUUCUCAGUUUCUUUCUCAUCGUCAUCAUUAUCAUCAUCAUCAUGAAAACAAUUAGUGGAGGAGCCUCAGUCAUGGCGGCUCUAAUGCUGCUUCUCCUGCUAGUCCCAACUACAGAGGCUGCAAUUACAUGCAGUGAUGUUGUCAAUGACUUGACACCUUGUCUCAGCUACCUUCAAAGUGGCAAGGGGACGCCAUCAGCCAGCUGUUGCAGUGGAGCCUCCAAGCUUUUAGGUUCCGCAACAAAUACUGCUGACACAAAGACUGCUUGUAACUGCAUGAAGUCCACAAUCAAGCAAUUAAAUUUAAAUGGUGCAGCAUCACAGAGUCUCGCUGGAAAAUGCGGAAUCAAACUUUCCUUCACUGUGUCUGCUAACACAGAUUGUUCCAAGAUUGGUUAAAGUGGAAGAUGUAGCCAGAAGAUAUGAAAUGAUCCUGUCUCCAAGUGAAGCUGAAUUAUCUAUUUCAUAUUAAGAAGUAUUAAGAAGCUGAUCAUCCUUUGUUUUCUGCUAUUUCUGUCAUAAAUAAAGUAAUCUAUGUAUUUCUCUGGCUA